This is a messenger RNA of Sesamum indicum (sesame), 1332 nucleotides long. RefSeq names its product ZIM-LIKE 2 (gene ZML2). Gene Ontology annotation, biological process: regulation of DNA-templated transcription. The record is from RefSeq and is a predicted model, not a curated record. Gene Ontology annotation, molecular function: sequence-specific DNA binding; protein binding; zinc ion binding. Lineage: Eukaryota; Viridiplantae; Streptophyta; Magnoliopsida; Lamiales; Pedaliaceae.
CAAAAUUGCUAUAAACCAUCCAUCCAAAAUAGAAAAAUAUUGGUACGAAAGACAAAGACAAAGCCCUUACAAACCCUAGAAUUACAAAAACGCCCGCUCCAUAUAUCCAUCGAUCUUCAUCAUCUUCCCCAAAUCCUCGACUAAUCUCCGCCGUUCGUUUCCCCGCUUUCUCGAUCUCCGCCGUUCCUCCACCAUUCUCUGCGAGAUUCACGUACUAUCCGCCUCGGCGCUGUUUUCUUCACUCCAACAUCUCUAUUUUCCUCUUUUCAUGAUUGAAGAUGGACGGAAUGCAUGCAAACGAAGCUGGAAUGAUGCAUUACUUGCAAGAUCAACAUCAUCAUGGAUUACAUCACCAUAUGAGUAAUGGAAAUGCAAUUGAUCAAGAUGAGCAUGGUGAAAAUAAUAAUAUUGGCAGCAGCGGCGGGGUGAAUGAAGUUAUUGAUGGUGAUGUUGCACCUGAUAUAGGGAAUCAAUCGGAUAACCAUGGCCAACUGAUACCGCAAGUUGGGGGCACUGAGAAUAAUGAUUCUGUCUCUCCUGAGAAGGUUCAAGCUGUACUUCUACUACUGGGAGGGCGUGAAGUGCCUCCUAACAUUCCUACUGUUCCAGUAUCUGCUUCCAAUAACAGGGGCUUAUCCAGUACCCCACAGAAGUUCAACGUUCCUCAGAGGUUGGCAUCUCUUAUAAGAUUCCGUGAGAAGCGGAAGGAACGGAAUUUUGACAAGAAAAUACGUUAUACUGUUCGUAAGGAAGUUGCUCUAAGGAUGCAACGGAACAAAGGUCAAUUUACAUCCUCAAAGCCGAAUCAUGAUGAUUCUGCAUCAGCAGCAUCAAGUUGGGACUCAAAUCAAAGCUGGGGAGCUGAUGGCAAUGGAUCACAAGUUCAAGAUAUUUCCUGCCGGCACUGUGGUAUCAGUGAGAAGUCCACUCCAAUGAUGCGCCGUGGGCCAGAAGGACCAAGGACCCUUUGCAAUGCAUGUGGACUUAUGUGGGCAAAUAAGGGAACUUUGAGGGACCUCUCAAAGGCUACAACGCCGCUGGGAGCCAAUACUCUGCGUAAUAGAAAUGAGGAGAAUGGAAAUUUUGAAGCGGAAGAAAUGGUAUUGAGUGCUGCUGGAAAUGGCCAUGACUCGUCGUGAUCAUUGAUUCAUGUAGCUUUAUGUCACUAAUUUGAAAUAACUUAUGUAAACUAGCCUGGGGUGAGCUAUUAAUGUGAUAGUGGAAGUGGAUCUGAAACUCUGAGGCAAAAAAGUUUUGCCAAUGUGACUGUUUUAAAUGGAUACUCUGAGUUAAUAGUGGAUGUAACAUAAUCAGUUGGUUUGCCUUAUUUUC